Messenger RNA from Ostreococcus lucimarinus CCE9901, 567 nucleotides. RefSeq lists its product with no specific name. Gene Ontology annotation, cellular component: cytoplasm; nucleus. The annotation marks the transcript as partial. Gene Ontology annotation, biological process: microtubule-based process. The transcript has a single exon. Lineage: Eukaryota; Viridiplantae; Chlorophyta; Mamiellophyceae; Mamiellales; Bathycoccaceae. The record is from RefSeq and is a predicted model, not a curated record.
UUGGGUUUGGGGUCGCCGGACGCGAGCGCGGCGGCGAGGUGUCAGCUCGCGUUCGCGUCGCGCGCGUGCGAGCGGUUGCGCGAACGGUCGAACGACGACGCGACGCGCGUGCGGUUGAAGGCGUACGAUCCGUGCUUUACGAUUGUGGACGAAAAGGUGCUCGCGGGCGACGGCGACGAAUGCGAGACGUUGACGCGGGAAAGGUGCGACGAGUACGUGUCGGCGUCUUCGUCGACGAGGGAUGAGUUGGUGGUGUUUUACAUGCCGCAUUGUGAGGGACACUUGUACGAAGACGUCGUUCGCGCGCGUUGGAGCGUGGGCGCGUUGAGAGAUUUAGUGUGCGUCGGGAACACGUUUGAGACGUACGCCGAUCGAUGGCGAGCGAAGAGCGCGGAUCCCGAGAAGAAGCGACCCUCGCACGUCAUCGCGGCGUCGUCCAUCGCUCGCGCAUCACUGCUUGAUCCGGGGGAUACGUUUGCCGUGCAAGGCGCGUUCAACGACACGAGCGUGCAAACGUUUGAGUUGGAGAGCGAUGAAGAAUUACCAGCGGUGGUUGACGCUUCGUGA